Molecule: messenger RNA, 1575 nt
Organism: Impatiens glandulifera
Lineage: Eukaryota; Viridiplantae; Streptophyta; Magnoliopsida; Ericales; Balsaminaceae
Exons: 10
Coding region: 191-1081 (296 amino acids)
Source: RefSeq, a predicted model, not a curated record
CUCGUGGAGGACUCAAAAAAUGGUUCGGAAGGAAGGGGUGAAAAUUCAAAGCACGUACAUGAAAAAAUAAAAGGAUAAAAAGAGAAACAAGGAACAUAGAAAAACCAAGGACAUGAAGGCUGCAAUUGUUAAUGGGCCUAUAUUACACCCUGAUGAUGAGAUUGUUGAAGAUAAUGAUUUUUAACUGGAGAUGAAUAAUAAUCUUCUUAAAAAGGAAGAGGAGGACUUUAAGCGAAAAAUCGAGCUUGAAGCUGAGGAACGGAAACUUGAGGAAACUCUGGAAUAUCAAAGAAGAAUAGAAGACGAGGCUAAGCAGAAACACCUUGCUAUACAGCAUAAGAAAUUAAACACAGUUGUAUCAGGACAACUCACUGGUGAUGAUCAAUCCAUGAUUGAUCCAUUAAGUAAGCAGGAAAAUGGAUUUCCAGAUGAUUUUCUUCAUACCACUAUCAAUUAUGUUGAUAAGACCAUGCCAAGGAUAGGUAAUUCCCAAAGCAGCCUUCAUAUGAAGGACAAUCAAGAUAGGGCGGUGGAAGUGAUUGAUAACAAUGGCAGUUUGCUUCAUACAAAUGCUAAUCAAGACUAUUUCUCUUCUACUGCAGGCUUGCCUAAUGGUGAUGUUUUAGAAGCUGGUCUUUCACAUUCUGACCAUCCCAUGAAAAGUGAUCAGAGGAUAGGAAGGAGAGGUAGGCAGCACAAGAGUUCUGCAAAGUUGGCAGACACAAAGUUCCAAGAAUUGUCUUCUGACAAGGAAAAUAUUGAAGUUGGACUUGUUCGAACCAUGGAUAGUCAGCGUAGUGAUAGAGAUCUUCCUUCCAUGGGAGACAAUGCAACAAAGACUUUGCGGCAGCUAAAAGCUGAGGAGGAUGAUGAAGAACGAUUCCAAGCUGACCUUAAAAGGGCUGUACGCCAAAGCCUUGAUGCAUUUCAUGCCAACCAGAGGUUUCCCUUGGCAGACAGUUCAAGAAUGUUCCAGGACACACUGUUAUCUAAGGUGGAGGUCACAUAUGAUUCAUCUAAAGAAUGCCACAACUGGAGAUGGCGAGAUUUAUGUUUUUGGUACAGUCGAUGUGGCAUCUAAGACCGUUUUGAGUUGAAUUUUUGAAGCAGUCUACAUCUGGGCAUAUACAUGUGGGAGAUCCUUGUGUUACCUGUGCACUUUAUGAUAUCUUCCUUGCUUUGAAUAGGGCAUCCUCAAAAAUGAAAAGAGAAGCGAUUGUCCCUACUUCUUUCAGGACUGCUCUGAGCAACCUUUAUCCAGAUAGUAAUUUCUUUCGGGAGGCAAUUCCAAUAUGGAGUCAAUGGAAAGAGAUUGCAAAGGAUCUUGGGAUUGCAUAAACUCUGGUUGUAUGGCACAUUCUCUUUUUGGGAUGGAUAUCUUCGAAAGGAUGAAUUGCUACAAUUGUGGUUUGGAGUCUCGACACACGAAGUAUACAUCUUUCUUCCAUAGCCUUUGGACUUUUUGAUCACAUCCAAAUUGACCCUCGAAUCGAUCUGGAGUAACAAAGACAUGCCCUCGAGGUUUAAUUCAUAACUAAUGUUGUAGUGAUUAAUUUUUGGAUUGCAACCUAUGGU